CUUGCGCAUUGCGCGUGAGGGAACGAAACCAGACGUCGUCUGCAGUCAAUAUCCUCAUUCCAAUCAACGUUUGGAACCAAAAUCAAGACGUUUAUUACGACGGACAUCCGGGACACUCGAACACAACCAGAUUGCGUCGGUCGGUCGUGUAUGCGCGUUUGGAGACGAAUCGAGACUUUCCUGAGCAUUUCACGAUGUCAAGCGGGCAGCCGGUGAGAACAAGACGUUCAUCAGUAAGCAGAAAGAAGCCUAAUAGAAAGAAGUCGAGCGACGAUGCGGCGAUUCCGGCGUCGUUUCGAGGAGAAAUCGGGCGCGAAAGAGACCGGAAGUUGAAGACAACGGAUGGAGACACGUGCUUGGUCACGCCCAUGAAGACCAGGAGGAGAUCAUCAGAGAGUACGAGGUGUUGGCAUCAGCAAGGAGGUGUGAAGAUGUCCAGUCGGAGUGUCGUCGAUCCAUCCGUCACCCCAGUCUGCAAAAUCUGUCAGCAACCGGCUCAACCGUGGGCAGAACUACUUUGGUACGAAAACAAGGACAAAGAGUAUCGAAUAGCAGAGGUUGAAGGGUCAACGAGCGGCAUCUGGUUGCACAAAUUGUGUACACAAUGGUCUGAAGGAAUCAAAGAGAUGGACGAGAAUCGAGUGAUUGGAGUCGAUGCCGUCGUCGAACGAAGCAGGAAAGAGUCGUGUUGUUAUUGCUUGAGUUUGGGUGCGAGUGUCGUGUGUCGUUUGGAGCAAUGCCAGAGGAGGUACCACUCGUUGUGUGUGUCGAGGAUUGACGCGUUUGUUGAUGUGCGGACGAGGACGUUGUGUUGUGGAGAGCAUCUGCCGGAGAGUGACUUGUAUUGUAUGGUAUGUCACCAGAACGACCACACCGUGUCCCUACUGCAUUGUGUCGCAUGCAACAGAGUGUGCCACAGCAAGUGCACUGGAUAUCAGCGUCCGUUCUACUUUGGUGCGUACACAAGUUGGCGUUGCACAGACUGCCGGAUUUGUCCACUAUGCAGGAAAUCGUCUGAUAUUCGAUUGUCUGUCAUGUGCAGUGCGUGUUGCAAGUCGUAUCACCGCACUUGCAUAAACUAUAAACGAUCUCUUGGUGCAGCUGCGCACUUUCGAUGUCAGACCUGUCUUAUGUGUACUGACUGUGGGUUGCGUUUGAGUCCUCGUUGGUAUGACCAUCACACACGAUGCGAAUCAUGCUUCCAUCGGAGACGACGACAGAUGUGUGUGCUAUGCCAGCAGCCAUGCAAGAAGACGAAGAAGGAUGUUCUCGUGGCGUGUCUUCAAUGCUCAGGGAAAGUUCAUUCCUCUUGUCUGAACUCGAAUUCCGACAACGACACAUCACCGACACUCGACUUCAUAUGCCCCGACUGCCUACAAACAUUAUCACCAGCAGAUUUUAAGUCACCAACAGCUGCAUUGCCAAUCAACGGAAGCAGCCCCGACAAAACGUGUAAUGACAUAUCCAACACGUCUGAUCCAUUCGUCAAUAGGACGUCCGCAACGAUAGAGGAGAGCACACAAAGUCAUGAAACAGAACACGAAGAGAACGAGGAUCACGCAACAACGCGAGACCAACACUCUCCUUUACAGACGGUCAGCGAACAGACUAAGACGGUUGAUAUUAACCAGUCACUUAAAACGUUAAGUGCAUCUAUUGAUAUCAAUGGAGACUUACCACACACGAACAACACAGAAGAGUUAGAUCCCGUUUUACCUGUUUGUCCCGCGUCGUUUCCUGACAGCAAUCCUCUUGUUUCAACGAACGUCUCUGACAAACUCGUCGUCACGUCCGAAAAUUCCGUAGAAUUCAAUGAGAGAUUGCCUCACGAUGUGGCGUACGUCCAAAUCGUUAGAGAAGACGAGAACAGUCGGACAUCAUUCGCUUCGACUAACUCCGACGGCGAAACGAGUCACGACACGAUAGACUUGCCCCUUUCGUCAGUAAAACGAGAUCUGUGUUGGUCGUUUGAUAGCAGCCUGUCAGCAAAUGCGGACAGUAAUUCCGAAGCUUUGCUUCACGUACAACCAGUUGGUGUUAAACGGAAAGCUGCGGCUGAGAGCGAGCGUUUAGUGUUGGAUGUUUUGCGUGAGGAACGAGGCAGGGAGGCUUUGGAGGAGAGUGAGUGGGUUGCGCAUCAGUCGAGGCGAACGCAGCGCGAGGUAACGGCGCUGGUGAGCAACAGUGGAGAGAGAAAGAAAGGGUUGAGGAUGAAGAAUGUGACGGUGAAGGUUAGUGGAGCAGCGAAGUCAAGCGGCGGAGGGAUAAUGUUGCCGCUGGUUGCGAGUGGAGCUGAGAAAGAUGCGCAGAAGGCAGUGGGGAGUCUCAGUGAGACUGCUGAGCUUAGUCAAGAUCACAUGCCGACGGUCACCGUGCUGGUGUCAUCAACAGACGCAUUCUUCAUCGAACAGGAUAUCUGUCGGACGUGUGGCAGCAUUGGCUGCGAUUCUGACCACCGUUUCUUAUCAUGCAGUCAAUGCGGCCAAUGCUAUCACCCCUACUGUGUCAAAAUCAACGUAUCCAAAGUCCUACUGCAGCGCGGAUGGCGCUGCCUCGACUGCACGGUCUGCGAAGGCUGCGGUCAUAACUCCGACGAAGCUAACCUCCUCCUGUGUGAGGAUUGCGACGUCAGUUAUCAUACAUAUUGUCUGACUCCACGACUAAAACGCGUUCCGGAUGGCGCAUGGCGAUGCCACUUGUGCGUCGUCUGUCGAUCGUGUGGCGUCACCGACCCCGGACUUCGAUGCCAGUGGGAGAGUAACUACACGCAGUGCGGGCCGUGUGCAUCGCGGUUGCAUUGCCCGGUGUGUAAGUCUCAAUAUAGCGACGGUCAGUUGUUGCUUCGGUGCGAAGCGUGCGUACGUUGGAUGCACGCGGCUUGCGACGGGUACACAAGAGAAACGGACGUUGAGACGGUGUCCGACUCUGGAUAUCAUUGUCUCUUCUGUCGGCCGGUUACCAAGCAUGUCAACUGUGUACAACCACGAGGUCUCUACGGACCUCUGAGAGAAUCGGCGUUUAAGGUUUACGCGGCCGUUCGACGGAGAUUAGACGAGCAAGACGGACAAGAGAGGAGAGACACUGAGCAACAGAAGGAGAAGGACAUGGCGGCCGCGUGUAAACGAUUGGAACAGAUGCUGGUGCGAACGGCGACUAAAAAACGAGGCGAAUCGACCGAGAAGCAGUCGAGCAAGGACGGUGUAGCAAUCCUAGACGAAUUGAAACGUAUUCAGGCGCAUCUAAAGGAAGUCAGCGAGACGGCAGCGGCCGAGAAGGUGGUAUUAGAUGUGACUAAACCGACUGUACAUUUAAUUACCAAGUCGACGUCUUUGAGUCACAAGAAGGACGUCAAUCAGGCAUGUGACAAUGGAAUGUUGAAUGUAACGAACAGACGGGCUAGAUCGAUGUCCCCGCUUUCUGUGUGCGUUGAUCUCCAGCUUGGUGUUGUCAACGAAGACGAAAUGAAGCGUCAACGACGUCACAGCGCCGAUAGCCACGCGAAUCAUUGCGAGAACGCGGUGCCUUCGUGGCAGCAACUCCUCACAGAGAACGGUCGAGAUGACGUGGUGCAUCAUCCGUUUAGAACCGUCAGAACGCAACCGUUGUGUCUACGGACGGCGUACAAUCGCGAUGCGGUGAUUGACGGUUCGUUACGGGAGAGAACGAUUGCAUUAAAGAAUCUAUACGAAUGUUUAUCGCAGCAGAGUCAGAGUGUGGACGCUAGCGGCCACUCGAUCUCACGAGAAGACGAGCAUCUAUUUCAGUUUGCAGCCACGGCGCUUGGCAGUCUCAUGACGUCGUCGACUCAUUCAGACUACAUCACGCCUGUCAUGCCACCAACAUCUGAAACGACAAGCGAACCGAAACGUAGACCAAGGAGGAAGGUCGAGAAGCGAAAGGAACCAUCGAAUUCGAGUGUGGGUACGAGUAACGAUUGUACGUCAUCGCAACCAAUCGUGUCGUCAGAGUUAUCAGUUGGACCUCGUCGUGUGUACAAGAACAAGUUUGGUGAGUCGGUAUCGAGUCCGUCUUAUGACAAGAAAUGGCAGGAGGACGAGGAACGUGGCCAUCUAGCGACGCUAGGAGCCGUUCUCUAUGCCAACGUUGAAAAACCCGAACUCAAGGAAAAGUUCAAGGAGUGGCCGGAUCGUUUACGGGUUAUCAAUCGAUUAUGGAGGCAUGCGAGCUCGGAUGUGAGACUAAAGUAUGUGUGUCAAGCGAGAGUGAACCGUACGAAGCUUGCGGCUGAUACGCAGCGGAUUAGUCAUACAGAGAGUCAAGCUAAUAGUGUGAAGAUCGACGGGGGUAGCAAAAUAGCGACUCAAACUCGAAAGGAAAAGAAACAUAAACAACCGAAGGAUAAACCAACGGCCACCACCGUAUCUUCGUCGUCUAAUUUACUGCCGGUUGCUUCAACAUCACAGUCUGUGAACUCGUUGGCGGCAGUGGCGCCUCACAUAAGUGAGAUGUCAACAACACCUUCUAUGCCAUCACACAUGUCAAGCUUUGUGUCACCGUCUGCUGCCAGCAUUGCCAACCCGGUUUACACCCCGAUGGCUACUACUUCGAUGUUUCCCGGCAUUGUACCGCAGCAACUCUAUCACAGAGUCUCAAUCGAGCAGCUCAAAGCGAUGGGACUUGCUAACCUCAACUACUGGCCGGUCGUUGUUAACCAACAGGUUAUUGACCCUCGGCUUCUUGCUGCUCAGAGUCAAGGACUUCUGUUUCCAGUGAAGCCGGUGAGUCUCCGUGGUGGAGCGUCUGUGCCGUUACAAUUCGGGAUGGUGAUGCCUCGUGGAGUCGCUAACAAUGCGAUGAUGGCAUACGUGCAUGCACAGUCGAUGUUUAAUUCGCCGUCCGUGUCUCAGGAUCAAGUGAGGCUCGCAAUGCAGCAACUGUCGAAGUGCGUAGCGUCCGAUUCGUUGGCAAACUCGUCGGAGCCGAUGAGAACGACAGCGGAGAUGUCGAGAAACGAGACGACGACGGAGAGCAGGAACCAGAUGUGUCAACGUGCAGCGUCCGUACCGAUGGACGAUCUCCACAACUGGGAGGCUCGUCACAUGCCGUCGAAAUUCAACGUUUCUGUAACGGCUUCCGGUUCGACACCACAGCAAGGUGCAUCUCUUCUUUCCCCUCAAAUGUCAAGAGACUUUGCGUGGAACCCAAUCCAACACCAACCUUGGCGUCAACAACAAUUUCUCAUGCCACAGAAGAAGAAACGAAGCAGGAAAAGAAAGCAGAAAGGACCGACAGUUGAGGUUCCCGCCGAGUUGAUCUUCCGUUCGUCGGUGGGUGCAAGUCAAGCGAACGUGACGGCAGACAAGAUUGUGGGGAUAAUGAAAGCAUCGGUGCUGCCCAUUGCCGACAUCGUUAAGCGAACGAAGACAUCGAAACGGAAUCUGGCGGUGAAACCAGCCACCAUCACUGUUAACAAAUCGAACGUAAGGUCCCACCUUUCUGUCUAUGUCCCAACCGCUGCAACCCUGCCACAUGAAGCCGUCAUGAACAAAUCAGAAUUUAAGUCGAAAUCGGGUGUUUUGUCUCAUUCCGCUGAGAGUAUGACGACUAAUGUGGUUGAGACAACGACGAAGACAACCGACAAACAACCGGUUCAAACAUCUCAACCUGUGGUGGAGCAGCUGGUUAAUAAACCAACAACGGGAUGUUCGUCGGUUGAGCAUUCUGUAGCUAAUGUGAGCAACACGGUCACUAUGCAACCGGUCGUACACAAUCAGUCGGUCAGUACACCGACUAGGAGUUGUGAUGUGGACAAGAAGCAACGAGAAGACGAAACGAAACGAGAACAAGAUCUCGUACGAUCCGUAUUAGCAGCAGAUACGGGUGCAUACGAAACAAGGAAGGAAACGCCAGCGGCAUCUUCUGGUUCUAAUAAAUGUCUCGUUGUGGCACCUCCGGAGCUGCUCGUUGAUCUCCCGGUCGCUAGAAAGAGUGAAAUUGAGAUCCAGAGAGAGCUGGCGGCGUCCUACCAAGCGAAGAUUUCUAAACAAACGAGACCGAGUAUGACUAUUAGCGUAUCAAAUGCUACCGUGUUGUUACCAAAUCCUGUCGGUCGUGCACUGCCGCUACCUGCUCCCGAGACGCACGUACAACCCGUUCGGCCUCUCUACUUUCCCAACCAACCGCGGACACUCGUUUCGAUUAUGCCGCAUCCGCAAGUGUCGCCUAACACAUAUGCGUCACUUCCGAGUCCGUUGAGCAACAAACCGGUGAAAGAGCGUCGGACACAACGUCGGAGGUCGAGCAGCUCAGACACAAAGAAGUCAUCUAGAUCAAAAAAAUCAAAGUCCAACCAGCAAUCUUCGUCGUCUGUAGGUCAAUCUGUAAGAUCUCUGUCUAGCUAUUUGCCGCCAAUGGAACUGGUGCAACCGAGUUUGAUGAAUAAGCAACCGAUGAAGGUGCUGUCUCAUCUCUAUGACCUUCGUUCGAGUCUACAGGGAAACUACGGCAUAUGCCGACUUCCUAACGGCGAAGACUUGUACAACAGUAGAGAGUUUCGUAGCCUCAAGUCGUCGCAAUCGGGCAGAACGCACACUCAUUUGUUGCCACAAUUCAUGCCAAUUGGUGUGCCGUUGUCCAUUGGUAUGCCGUCGUCCGUUGGUGUGCCGUCGGCGGUUGCUAAGUCAUCGGCUUCAGCUUCUGUUAUGUCAGACAGACAUGCUGGUCUAUUCACAGCUAUACCGUCGAUGAAUCAUGUACAGUAUUGUAGCAGUAGGGACAUCGUUCAUGCUCCAUUGGGGGGAGACCGUAAGUCCGUAGACAGUCGACUCUAUUCGCUACUUUCACCGUCCGCGGUCUCUGAAAGCGUCGCGAAGGUCGUACAGCCGAUCGACAGACAGAGAGAUACGGAUCAACAAUCAUCGGCGUCUGUGUCGUUGUCACUGACUCCGGCACAGACGAACUUGGCUCAAGCUCUACACAGGCAUUUAUUGGAGUCUCAACGAAGUCACGGUGUUAACGACUACGUGGUGACGAAAGAGUGUGCCGAUCUCAAAAGCAAGGAAAACCGUGGAAUGUCUAGUGUCUCUGUUGUUCCUCAUCUUGAUGCGAAACGAGCAAAGAAUUUGGCAGAUGCUUCGUCUCCUCGAUGUGUCGUUAGUCACGGUAAUGAGCCACACGUGGUAAACACACACAAUCGUGGCGGUGAGACUGCUGCGUCGUAUUACCAAGUUAGUGACACACGAGUGGAGCAACAAACGAACGACUCUUCAAAUUGUAUUUCUAAUUUGGUGAACAACGGCGAGCUCGACACUGUGUCGAACAAUGAAGUGUCCGCGCUGGUUUGUAGAGUCCCAGAGACGCACGGCCGUGUGAGUGGAGUAUGGACAAACAUGGUAGACACACAGUGUGAUGAUGUAUUAGAGAAAGAUACAGAGACGAGGUCUGUGGAUUCGAGGUGCACAAAGCGUGACCUUUCUGGAUCCCCUCUCAGGACAUUGCCCAACGAGGUUGCACCGUCUGCUUGCGCAGUUGAUGUUCCGUCUGCUUCCGUCUCAAGUGUGACGAACUCGUCGAAUUUGGUUUCCGUAUCGACGCGUUUGGGUUUGUCUCUAAAUGUGACAUCUUCAGCGAUGACUCUGACUUCGUUGUCAGUCGUCUCUGAGGCGAGACCUCGGACGACGGUGGUGACGUCGCCGUCUUCUCAACAGACGGAUGUAAAUGAGGGUGGUGAGAACCGGCAGGCUUGUUGCGUUCCAGAAGAAACGGCAAGUAAACGAGCAAGACUGAGUGACGACGAAUCAACGCUGAGUCCGGUCUCUGAUUGUCCUCGAUCAAUAAACGAUGAGUUUGCCACUGUAUGUAACAACAAAGACACACAUAGUGAUUCAGAGGUAGCCGAACCAUUGCCGAAGAGAAAGCGAACGAUCAAGUGGUGCCGUUGGAGAUCCUUCAUGGCCGAUAUGAAGGAAAGCAAGAAAGCAGUCACGACGGAAUCAACCGACUUGGGUUCAGACAUGGAAAGACUGUGGAAUGUAUGGAAAUUUGUGUUGCCAUCGAGUGAGCAAUCAGACCGGAGAGCGUGUGUGUUGUGUCGCGGUUAUGGCGAUGGAAAUCCGCAGACUACAUCGAGGUUGUUGACGUUGGGAAUCAAUGAGUGGGUUCAUCUGAAUUGUUGUUUGUGGUCGAGGGAAGUGUAUGAAACGAUUGGUGGUGCACUGAAGACUGUCGGUGCGGCAGUGAAACGAGCGAAGUUGACUACGUGUACCGUGUGCAAUCGUCUUGGAGCCUCUCUAGAGUGCUACCAACGUAACUGUGGCCGAGCAUAUCAUUUCCACUGUGCAGUUGAAACAAAGUGUUCUUUUUAUGAAGACAAGACGGUAUUCUGUUCAUCACACAAAACUCAGUGGUCAGAAGAUCUUCUUUUGAAGCUGCUGAAUGUCGAACGUCACGUCUUUACGGAACGAAACGAGAGACAAGAACUGGAAGCGGUGGUAUGUGGGGAUACUGGCUGUAUAUUCAGAAUUGGCAGUGUUGUGUAUCAUUCUAUUGGUCAGUUGAGCACAAAGAUGCAGAAGUUUCACACAGAAACCUGCAUUUAUCCAAUCGGCUACAAAGCGACUCGAUUCUAUUGGAGUAUGACAGAUCCACACCAGAGAUGUCGAUAUCAAUGUGCCAUCCAUGAUGUGGAAGGCGAACCAGAGUUUGUCAUCACAGUACAAGACAGAGGACGUCCCGAUUAUGUUAUAAAGUCUAACAGCCCUAUGGGCGCAUGGUCGCAAGUUUUGGAGCCGAUUCGGGCGAUUAGAGAGAAAGCGUUGUUGCUGAAGUUGUUUCCAGAGUAUAUUACUGGAGAGUACUUGUUUGGACUCACUGAGCCAUCAGUUGUACAAAUCAUCGAGGCGAUGCCGGGCAUCGAUCAUCUUCCUGAUUACAAGUGUAGCUACUUGCACCGAACGACGCUGCCUCUACCGUUACCAUUCAAUCCUUCGGGAUCCGCUCGUACGGAGGCUAGUUUAUGGUACACGCUAAGAGGAAGAAGGUUUAGGGCACGUUCGCUCUGGUCGACUGCCAGACAGACGCAGAAUAUUCACAAACACGGUUCCGAGUCUGCGAGUCAGGACACGUCCGCAUCGUCGAGCGGAUCGAAUCAGAACAAGCAGUCGCCGUACUUGAAGCAGUUUGUGAAGGCGCAAGAGUACCGGAGAUUGAAACAGGAAUGGCUGAGUAACGUCGAACUCGGCCGGUCGCUCAUACAAGGACUUGGAUUGUUUGCCAAGCGUGACAUGGACAAGUAUACGAUGGUGAUUGAGUAUAAGGGUCUUGUCAUUCGUAACGAAGUGGCUAAUAAGAGGGAAAAGAUCUAUGAAGAUCAGCGGCGUGGCUGCUAUAUGUUCCGGAUCGAUGCCGAACAAGUCAUUGAUGCUACUCUCCAUGGUGGUCUGGCAAGAUACAUCAAUCAUGCAUGCGAACCCAACUGUGUUGCCGAAGUCGUCGAGUUUGAAAAAGAGAAGAAGAUCAUCAUCAUAUCAAACCGCUACAUCAAGAAAGGCGAAGAGUUGACGUAUGACUACAAAUUCGAGUUUGAGGCUCAGAGCAGUAAGAUCCCAUGCAACUGCGGAGCUCCAUCAUGUCGUAAAUGGAUGAACUAAGGACAUACUGCUACUUGCAUCGAGGCCGUGACAGUAAGCAACAGCAGACGGUCGGGAUGCAGAUUGAUCCCUCGCCCGUCGUCUCUCUCUCUCCUGCGUCUCUUCAAUCGAGGUGUCUUGAGCUGCGAGAUGUGCAUGAGAGCGACGUGACCUUCGGUUGCUUGUUUGCUGCUGACUCUGCUCUAGUGAUAAGUAGUAGUGUAAAUGUGUACAGUGAGUGAUUUGGCUGUUCAAAUGGUUUUGAUUGAAGGUGUGUAUAUAUAUGCCCCAAUGAUUGUCUA
This is a messenger RNA of Corticium candelabrum, 9889 nucleotides long. RefSeq lists its product as uncharacterized. The coding region runs from base 195 to 9608 and encodes 3137 amino acids. Gene Ontology annotation, biological process: positive regulation of transcription by RNA polymerase II. Lineage: Eukaryota; Metazoa; Porifera; Homoscleromorpha; Homosclerophorida; Plakinidae. The record is from RefSeq and is a predicted model, not a curated record. Gene Ontology annotation, cellular component: MLL3/4 complex; nucleus. The transcript is spliced from 29 exons. Gene Ontology annotation, molecular function: histone binding; histone H3K4 methyltransferase activity; transcription coactivator activity.